This is a messenger RNA of Manihot esculenta (cassava), 673 nucleotides long. Its product is annotated as 60S ribosomal protein L21-2. Gene Ontology annotation, biological process: translation. The record is from RefSeq and is a predicted model, not a curated record. NCBI's taxonomy places the organism in Eukaryota, Viridiplantae, Streptophyta, Magnoliopsida, Malpighiales, Euphorbiaceae. Gene Ontology annotation, cellular component: cytosolic large ribosomal subunit; ribosome. Gene Ontology annotation, molecular function: structural constituent of ribosome. The transcript is spliced from 2 exons. Bases 70 to 564 code for a protein of 164 amino acids.
UUUUGUUCCGCAUUUCCCUCUUCUAUCUUUGGAGGCACCAGCACACAGGGAGAUAGUGGGCGAGUGAAGAUGCCGGCCGGUCAUGGUCUUCGUUCUCGAACUCGGGAUUUGUUCGCAAGGCCCUUCAGGAAGAAGGGUUACAUUCCCUUGAGUGUAUAUCUCAGGACCUACAAGAUCGGUGACUAUGUUGACGUCAAGGUGAACGGCGCUGUUCACAAGGGUAUGCCUCACAAAUUCUACCAUGGCCGCACUGGUCGUGUCUGGAAUGUCACCAAGCGGGCUGUCGGUGUUGAGGUCAACAAGCAGGUGGGUAAUAGGAUUAUCAAGAAGAGGAUCCAUGUCCGCGUGGAGCAUUUGCAGCAGUCCAGAUGCACAGAAGAGUUUCGCCUAAGGAAGAAGAAGAAUGAUGCCUUGAAGGCAGAAGCCAAGGCAAGAGGUGAGGUUAUUAGCACUAAGAGGCAGCCAGAAGGCCCUAAACCUGGUUUCAUGGUUGAGGGUACACUAUUGGAAACCGUUACGCCCAUCCCCUAUGAUGUUGUUAACGAUCUCAAGGGUGGUUAUUAGGUCUGUGAUUCUAGGUUUUGUUCAUGGUGUUGGGCUUGUGUUGCAAACCUUGUUGGUUGGAUAGCUUAUUUACAUGAGUGUUUUAAAUAUCUUCAGUUUUGAAGAGGCA